Molecule: messenger RNA, 3159 nt
Organism: Aplosporella prunicola CBS 121167
Lineage: Eukaryota; Fungi; Ascomycota; Dothideomycetes; Botryosphaeriales; Aplosporellaceae
Exons: 7
Coding region: 1-3159 (1052 amino acids)
Biological process (GO): regulation of DNA-templated transcription; fatty acid biosynthetic process
Cellular component (GO): mitochondrion
Molecular function (GO): [acyl-carrier-protein] S-malonyltransferase activity; DNA-binding transcription factor activity, RNA polymerase II-specific; zinc ion binding
Source: RefSeq, a predicted model, not a curated record
AUGUCCCCCGUCCCUCGCGCCGGCUUCACCGCCGUCAACGGCCGCGAGUCCCCCGCCGCCCCGAAGCCCAACGGCGCCCCGACAAGCCCGUCUGAGGGCCAUCCUUACCCUCCAGAGCCCCGCCCGCUAAGCCCGGCCAAGCGGAAACGAAGUCUUCUCGACGACGACCCAGACACUCCCUUCCCAUACGGCCCGCGUCGGAGGUUUGCCCCCGACUCCCCCGAUUCCGAGUCGGACGACGCCUCUCCGCCCACCGGCGCCCCGGGCCAGCACCAUGCCGACAACUCCAAGGACCGUGAGCCCUCGCACCCGGAGCCUGAACACGUCGACUCCCCGCCCCGGCACCUCCCCCCCGGCCAUGGCAAUGACGACGACGGCCCGGACGACGAUGCAGCCCGCCCCGCCGACGGCUUCGACAUAACACGGGCCGGCGUCCAGGUCAACCUGAAAAAGAACAGGAAGAGGGCCUUUGCCAAUCGCACCAAGACGGGCUGCCAGACCUGUCGGAGACGAAAAAAGAAAUGCGACGAGAAAAAGCCCGAAUGCAACAACUGCAUACGAGGCGGCUUCGUGUGUGAAGGCUACCUCACAAAAUCAACAUGGACCAGGCCGGGCAUGACAAACCACUUCUAUCUGCAGUCAAAACUUGAUUACCCUGAUUAUUUGGGCCUGUAUCUGAGACAAAACCAUGAAGCAUUGCCGGAGUCCAGGUCUCAGCAGCCCAUGAAUGGCGCCAGAGCAGCAGCAAUUAUUGAAGAAGAGCGCAACCAAGCAAACUUGCAGAGUGCCUGGAGGCUAACGGCGCAAGAGACAGCUCGCCCCCCGUUUGCACAACCUCAUGCUUUCAGCAACGAGGCCUUCAGGGCGAGUAGGCCAUUGGAGUCAGCACUAAAUGCUAGAUUGGAUUUCAUAAACCCUGUUAGAACUGAUCAGCCUACGAGUUCUCGUCCGAUUUCUCCAAACCAUGAGAUGCACGGCACAGAGAAGACGCAAGCCACCGUGGGCCCACAACUACCCCUCCAUCAUCACUUGUCAAGCACACAACCAGCUCAGUUAACAUCGUCAGUUCAGUUGCCCCAGUCAGCGUCAUACACACGGCCAGCCCAACCACCGCAACCACCGCAACCACAACCGCCCCAGACGGCCCCGACGACGCAGAUAGCGCUGCCAACGCCGAUAUUACAGCCCACACCACCAGCACCACCAUCGGAAAUGGCGCCACCAGUGCAACCGGCACCAACUCUACGGCCGGGGUAUACGGUGCUACCGCCGCAACCACUUGCGGAGAAGCAAAUUAUGCGUAAGGCGCUACGUGACUUUAAUGAUGCGGAAGCCGAUGGAUUCAGCCCGGAAGAGCAACGAAGCAUGUUGCGAGCAAUCUUGGACCCUCCAAGCACAAGACCGCCGAAUGCGCCGGCGCGCGGUUACCUGGGCAAGGACGUCUGCGUCGAUGCGCCUUUUAGUUGCCAAUACGGAUACAACCUGUCGAUCGGAGACGAAGUGACUAUCGCGCAAAAGUGCACCAUUGUCGACCCGGUGGCCGUGACGAUCGGGGCGAGGUGUGUGAUUGGGCCGAACGUAAGCAUUUACGCCGGAACGGCGAGCACGAACAUGCGUGAUCGGAAGGGCGUGCACGGGGCAGUCUAUGGGUGCGCGGUGAAGAUUGAAGAAGGCGUUUUUGUGGGAGGGGCGGCGGUCAUCCUGCCGGGCGUGACGAUUGGACGAGGGUCGACGGUUGGGGCGGCGUCGGUCGUAACCAAGGUCGGCGACGCGCGCGAGCACCAUGGAGAGCCAGGAGGGAGAGUUGUAGAAGGUCCAUGUGCCGCAAGGCCGACGGCAAGCGCCAAACAGCCGAGCCGCCUCCCCCCGCGUUUCGGCUUUCGGUCGCGCGUCACCUCUCCACCGACCACGACUCUCACCACCUCCAUCCCGUCUACGACCACACCACAACCAUGGCCUCCCCAUGCUCGAGGGUCGCCCGCCGCCUGCGCCCACGCACCGCCCUCUUCUUUCCCGGUAACCUCCCUCCGCCUCGCUUGCUGCAUGCCGAGUGUUCAUCCCGCAUCCGCAGGCCAAGGAGUGCAGCGCGUCGCCAUGGCCACGCCCUGGCUUGAAGCUUUCCCGCGCACCGUCAAGCCUAUCCUCGACGAAAUCGACUCGACUCUGAACCUUUCUCUCGCCCGUCUCAUCGCCCAUGGCCCCAGCAGCACCCUGACUGCUACGGAGAACGCCCAGCCCGCCAUCAUGGCUACCUCGGUCCUAAUCUUGCGCACACUCGAGUCUGAGUUCGGCUUCAAACCGCACGAGCGCUGUGAUUUCACCCUGGGCCAUUCCCUCGGCGAAUUUGCCGCCUUGGUCGCCGGCGGCUACCUUUCCUUUGCCGAUGCGCUGCGUUUGGUCCGUAGACGAGCUGAGGUCAUGGCGCGCUGCGCCAAAAAAGCGUCCCAUACCAUUGGCGGAGGCGAAGUGGGAAUGGAGGCGCUGGUGUGCGAGAACGAGGAGCACAUGCAUGCGCUCGUUAGCGGCGUGCGCGAGUUUCUGGGCCACUCUAGCCCGGGCGCCAAGCAAGACAGCGCUUACGACGUACCCGCCGUCCAACAGGUAUCGAUAGCCAACAUCAACAGCAAGAACCAAAUUGUGCUCAGCGGAAGCAUCGAGCGCAUUCGUACGCUGCUUGCCCACUUGCGCCAGUUCGGCGGCCAUGACCCACGCGCUGUGAGGCUCAAGGCCGACAGCCCGUUUCAUUCACCGCUCAUGAAACCGGCCGAAAAAGAGAUGAGGCGCAUACUAGAUACCCCAUCCAAGAGUACCGGCGAGGACAUUAUCUCUUGGCCCGGUACCAUAUCUUGUAUAUCCAAUGUUACCGCCCGCCCCUUUCGGACGCAAGUGGAGUUGAAAGACUUGCUAGCCAGACAGUGCGUCGAGACAGUAGAUUGGUGGGGCUCGGUGAGGUAUCUGGACAAAGAAGAGAAAGUGCGUAGGUGGAUUGGCAUUGGGCCCGGCAAGGUUGGACGCAACCUUGUUGGUAAAGAAGUAGGGAUGAAAGGGCCGGUCAAAGGCGGCGGCGUUUGGGGCAUUGAAGACCCUCGCCAAGUAGAGGAAUUGAUGAGAGCCUUGGAAGAGACGGAGAAGGCGGAAGAACACGAAGAAAAUGAUUGA